This is a messenger RNA of Synchiropus splendidus (mandarinfish), 2039 nucleotides long. RefSeq names its product 5-hydroxytryptamine (serotonin) receptor 1A a (gene htr1aa). Gene Ontology annotation, molecular function: G protein-coupled serotonin receptor activity. Lineage: Eukaryota; Metazoa; Chordata; Actinopteri; Syngnathiformes; Callionymidae. The record is from RefSeq and is a predicted model, not a curated record. The transcript has a single exon. Bases 220 to 1470 code for a protein of 416 amino acids. Gene Ontology annotation, cellular component: plasma membrane. Gene Ontology annotation, biological process: regulation of vasoconstriction; regulation of hormone secretion; regulation of behavior.
AGCAACUCUGCUGUCAACGCUCACAGGAUGCAACACGCACAGUGGCUGGCGUGCGCGCGCGCAGGCGGCCCCCUUCCCGCGCACACACGCCUGCGUCAUGCGUCCUGAGGGCUCCGGCACGAACUUGGAUGGAGCCCGGUAAAACGCGCAGCAGCAGUCUGGAGGACUGACUGGCGAACCGCGUCUUCCCAAGUGUUUUGGGAAAGUUGCGCUGCGAUUAUGGAGUACAUCGCGGCCAGCGGCAACGACAGCAACGGCACGAGCGGGACGGAGUGGGUCGAGGCUGGGAAUGGCACCGGGUCUGGGUCCUCGCCGGAGCUGGAGCUGAGCUACCAGAUCAUCACCUCCUUGUUCCUGGCUGCGCUCAUCCUCAGCUCCAUAUUUGGGAACGCGUGCGUCGUGGCCGCCAUCGCCCUGGAGCGAUCUCUCCAGAACGUUGCCAACUAUCUGAUCGGAUCUCUGGCGGUGACGGACCUCAUGGUGUCGGUGCUGGUUCUGCCCAUGGCCGCCCUGUAUCAGGUCCUGAACAAGUGGACUCUGGGGCAGGAAAUAUGUGACUUAUUCAUCUCUCUGGAUGUUCUGUGUUGCACGUCGUCCAUCCUGCACCUGUGCGCAAUCGCCUUGGACCGCUACUGGGCGAUAACUGACCCCAUUGACUAUGUAAACAAACGGACACCAAAAAGAGCGGCGAUUCUCAUCUGCGUGACCUGGUUAGUGGGUUUCUUGAUCUCCAUUCCGCCUAUGUUAGGCUGGAGGAGCGCAGAGGACCGAGCCAACCCGGACGCGUGCAUCAUCAGCCAGGACCCGGGCUACACCAUCUACUCCACAUUUGGGGCUUUUUACAUUCCACUCAUACUCAUGCUGGUGCUGUACGGGAAGAUUUUCAGAGCCGCGCGCUUCCGGAUUCGGAAAACGGUGAGGAAAGCGGAGAAGGCGAAAGUGGCGGACAAGUGCUUGACUCUCUCCCCCGCCGUCUUUCACAAGAGAACGAACGGGGAGUUUGGAGGGAAAGUGUGGAAGUCCAAGCCGGGCUCUCCGUGCGUAAACGGCGCGGUGAGGCACGGGGAAGAGGGCGAGUCGCUGGAGAUCAUAGAAGUCAUCAGCAAUUCCAACUCCAAAACCCACCUGCCUCUGCCCAACACGCCGCAGUCCUCGCACGGCUGCGAAAAUGUCAACGACAGGAACUCGGGCGCCAAGAGGAAGAUUGCGCUGGCGCGGGAGCGCAAGACGGUGAAAACGCUGGGCAUCAUCAUGGGGACCUUCAUCUUCUGCUGGCUGCCCUUCUUCAUCGUCGCACUGGUGUUGCCUUUCUGUGCAGAGAGCUGCUACAUGCCGGAGCUGCUGGGCGCCGUCAUCAACUGGCUGGGCUACUCCAACUCCCUGCUCAACCCCAUCAUAUAUGCCUACUUCAACAAAGACUUCCAAAGUGCUUUCAAGAAGAUCCUCAAAUGCAGAUUCCAUCGAGCAUGAACUGAGUGUGAACAUGGACUUUAAAUCAGGGACUUUUUCUGGCGAGAUGAGAAAGAGUGAACAAAAAAAAAAAAAAAAAAAAAAAAAAAAGCAGCAUCUGAUGAGCUCAUGUUUAUUCAGUGUUGUGACUACGGUAUAUAGUCUUUUGCCAUGCAAGACGUGUUGUUCUGAUUCCAUGCAUUUUACCAUGAGAGUGAGACACAUGGAGGUCUGCGCCUGUUACAUCAUGAGCUUUGUAGCACAAUAAAAGCAAUCAGAGGUUCCCAUAUCUAAGAUGAGUCAAGUUUUUAUUUAUUUAUUUUUUAAAUAGUGAGCAGAUCAGAUCCUCAGUUUCACUCCUUGGUGGAGCAGUGAGGGGACCAUCAUGACAGGCCACUCAAAGCGGAGGUGCAGAGUUCUGUAAACCUGUAACCUUCCUGCAACAAGUCAAUAGCAACACAUUACUUGCUGCAAUAACACAGAGAUCCGCUGAAUAGCCAUUGAACCCAGAGCUUAUCUGAUGACCACAUGACAAAACAUCACUCACACAACACUGAAACUACAGAGUCAGAAUAGAAGAUAAACGUAUU